AUGUCCUCGUCUCCCCGAGUAUGGCUGAUUACUGGUGCCUCAUCUGGCUUCGGCCGCGCCCUGUGCGAUGUUGUCCUCAAGAACGGCGAGAUAGUCGUCGCCAUAGCCCGUCGCGCACACCUCCUCGACGACCUCGUGAACCAGUACUCCUCUGACCGCAUCCUCGUGGUCAAAACGGACGUCACCCAGCCGCAAGAGGUCGCCGACGCCUUCGUUCACGCUAAGAGUGUCUUCGGCCGCGUCGACAUCGUCUUCAACAAUGCCGGGUAUGCCGACCUGGGAGAGAUCGAGAGCGUCCUGGACGUCGAUGCGCGCGCGCUCUUCGAGACCAACUUCUGGGGUGCAGUUAGCGUCACCCGCGAAGCUGUCAAGUUCUUUCGCGAGUCCAAUCCCCCGGGCGACGGCGGUCGUCUCCUGCAGAUGACGUCCAUGUAUGGGAUCGUGGGCGCCAACUGCCUGGCUUUCUACUCCGCGUCGAAGCACGCAUUGGAAGGGUUCACGAAGAGUAUCGUCCAAGAGCUCGACCCCGCUUGGAACAUCAAGGUCACGCUGCUCGAGCCAGGUUUCUUCCAGACCGAGCUCAUCUCCCACAUCAUGAAGUGGACAUCCCCGCACCCCGCCUACCUCACGUCUCCGAUGCCGAGCGCCAUGCGCGCAGGCUGGGACGCGUUCAUGCCGGCCGGCGAUACCACGAAGUUGGCGGAUGUGUUCUACCGGGCGGCGGCGAUCCCGGACCCCCCUCUGCACUUCCCGCUCGGAAGGGACGCCGUCGCGAACACCAAGAAGAUGGUGGCUGAGCUGGGAGACGCCCUCGCGCGCUACGAAUCUUGGUCAGACGACGUUGAGUUCACGUCUGUCGGACAAGAGGUGGCGUGCGAGAGUGUCUGAGAGGGUCACCGGAUUCGGCGGUGGGAUUCCGGC
Molecule: messenger RNA, 921 nt
Organism: Trametes versicolor FP-101664 SS1
Lineage: Eukaryota; Fungi; Basidiomycota; Agaricomycetes; Polyporales; Polyporaceae
Product: NAD-P-binding protein
Exons: 4
Coding region: 1-888 (295 amino acids)
Source: RefSeq, a predicted model, not a curated record